CAGCUGUGGUGAACUGAACAUUAUCCAUAAUCUUUACAGCUCAGAGAAAAUGACCGCCAUCAAGCAUGCCUUACAGAGGGAUAUUUUCACUCCAAACGAUGAACGCUUAUUGAGCAUUGUCAAUGUCUGCAAAGCAGGAAAAAAGAAGAGAAACUGCUUUUUGUGUGCCACAGUGACGACUGAACGCCCAGUGCAGGUGAAUGUAGUAAAGGUGAAAAAGUCUGAUAAAGGAGAUUUCUACAAGAGGCAGACUGCGUGGGCACUUCGCGAUCUUGCGGUUGUUGAUGCCAAGGAUGCCAUCAAAGAAAAUCCUGAAUUUGACCUACAUUUCGACAAGGUGUACAAAUGGGUUGCCAGCAGCACUGCAGAAAAGAACACUUUCAUUUCAUGUAUUUGGAAACUCAACCAGCGGUAUCUUAGAAAGAAAAUUGACUUCAUAAAUGUUAGUUCUCAGCUUUUGGAAGAACUUCCUAAAGUUGCAGAAGAAUCUGUUCCAAGUGGAGAGAAUCAGAAUGUGGCUGGGGGAGAUGAAGAGGUGGUGGAUGAAUAUCAAGAGUUAAAUGCGAGAGAGGAGCAGGACAUUGAAAUAAUGAUGGAAGGCUGUGAAUAUGCCAUUUCUAACGCUGAAGCCUUUGCAGAUAAGCUGUCCAGGGAGCUUCAAGUGCUAGAUGGGGCAAACAUUCAAUCAAUUAUGGCGUCUGAGAAGCAGGUGAACAUCCUAAUGAAACUGCUGGAUGAGGCGCUGAAAGAAGUGGACCAAAUUGAAGUGAAGCUGAGCAGUUAUGAGGAGAUGUUGCAGAGCGUGAAGGAACAAAUGGACCAGAUAUCCGAAAGCAACCAUCUCAUUCAUCUUAGCAACACCAACAACGUGAAGCUGCUGUCAGAGAUAGAGUUUCUCGUUAAUCAUAUGGAUUUGGCAAAAGGUCAUAUCAAGGCCCUCCAGGAAGGAGAUCUCUCCUCGUCUCGGGGCAUUGAGGCCUGCACUAACGCGGCAGAUGCUCUCUUGCAGUGUAUGAAUGUAGCUCUUCAGCCAGGGCAUGACAUGCUCCACGCGGUCCAGCAACAGCAGCAGCGGUUCAGCGACCUGCGGGAGCAGUUUGCACGGCGACUGGCCAGCCAUCUGAACAAUGUAUUCGUUCAGCAGUUUACUGAGACCCUUCUCCAGCUCUAUAACAGGCCCUACUAUCUUUCAGUUCCCGGUCACGAUCAAAGUUCUACUCUGGCUCAGCACUCUGUGGAGUUAACACUGCCAAAUCAUCACCCCUUUCACAGGGACUUGCUGCGCUAUGCUAAACUCAUGGAGUGGUUAAAGAACACAGAUUAUGGAAAGUAUGAAGGACUGACAAAGAACUAUAUGGAUUAUUUAUCACGAUUAUAUGAAAGGGAAAUAAAGGAUUUUUUUGAGGUUGCCAAGAUUAAAAUGACAGGUGCGACUAAGGAAGGAAAGAAGUUUGCUACACUGCCUCGAAAAGAAAGUGCUGUCAAACAGGAGACGGAGAGUCUUCAUGGAAGCUCUGGGAAAUUGACCGGUUCAACAUCCAGCUUGAACAAACUUUCCGUUCAGAGUUCAGGAAGCCGCAGGUCUCAGUCAUCCUCGUUACUGGAUAUGGGGAACAUGUCCACCUCGGACCUUGACGUGGCCGAUAGAACAAAGUUUGAUAAGAUCUUUGAACAAGUACUGAGUGAACUGGAGCCCUUGUGUUUGUCAGAACAAGACUUCAUUAGUAAAUUCUUCAAACUUCAGCAGCAUCUUAGCCUUCCUGGAACAGCGGUGGGUGAUGCCGAAGAGAUGGAUGGAGGAACUUUAUCCAGGUCACACAAUGCUGGUGGUCCACAGUCAAUCUCCUCUGAGAACCACAUGAUCCGGCAGAUGAUGAUAAAAAUAUUUCGCUGCGUUGAGCCAGAACUGAAUAACCUUAUUGCUCUAGGGGACAAGAUCGAUAGCUUUAAUUCGCUUUACAUGCUAGUGAAAAUGAGUCACCAUGUAUGGACGGCACAAAAUGUGGACCCUACUUCCUUUCUCAGCACAACGCUUGGAAAUGUUUUAGUAACUGUCAAGAGGAACUUCGACAAAUGCAUUAGUAAUCAAAUAAAACUGAUGGAAGAUGUAAAGAUAUCAAAGAAGAGUAAAGUUGGAAUUCUUCCCUUUGUGGCUGAAUUUGAAGAAUUUGCAGCACUUGCUGAAUCUAUUUUCAAAAAUGCAGAGCGUCGAGGAGAUCUAGAUAAAGCCUACUUAAAACUUAUUAGAGGCGUUUUCACGAAUGUGGAAAAAGUAGCAAAUGAAAGCCAAAAGACGCCCCGGGACGUGGUCAUGAUGGAGAAUUUCCACCAUAUCUUUGCGACGCUGUCUCGGUUGAAGAUCUCGUGUCUGGAGGCUGAGAAGAAGGAAGCGAAACAGAAAUACACCGAUCAUCUGCAGUCUUAUGUCAUCUAUUCUUUGGGACAGCCGCUUGAGAAAUUAAAUCAUUUCUUUGAGGGUGUUGAAGCUCGUGUGGCACAAGGUGUGAGAGAGGAGGAAGUGAGCUACCAGUUGGCCUUCAAUAAGCAAGAGCUAAGAAAAGUUAUAAAGGAGUAUCCUGGAAAGGAAGUGAAAAAGGGAUUGGACAAUCUCUACAAGAAGGUGGAUAAACACCUGUGUGAAGAGGAGAACCUGCUUCAGGUGGUAUGGCAUUCGAUGCAAGACGAGUUCAUACGCCAGUACAAGCACUUCGAAGGCUUAAUAGCACGUUGCUAUCCUGGAUCUGGAAUUACUAUGGAGUUCACUAUCCAGGACAUUCUAGACUACUUUUCUAGUAUCGCACAGUCUCAUUAAUAUCUGCAUGGGGGUAAAGCAAGAUAAGCUACCAGAUCUGCAGGAAAGGAUGUGUUUUGAGAGACGGAGUUAAGGGUUCCCGCGAUCAUCCU
Euleptes europaea (tarantolino) is the source of this 2904-nucleotide messenger RNA. It is a transcript of the gene EXOC1, whose product is annotated as exocyst complex component 1. The record is from RefSeq and is a predicted model, not a curated record. The transcript is spliced from 20 exons. Gene Ontology annotation, biological process: Golgi to plasma membrane transport; exocytosis. Bases 50 to 2812 code for a protein of 920 amino acids. Gene Ontology annotation, molecular function: phosphatidylinositol-4,5-bisphosphate binding. NCBI's taxonomy places the organism in Eukaryota, Metazoa, Chordata, Lepidosauria, Squamata, Sphaerodactylidae. Gene Ontology annotation, cellular component: exocyst; plasma membrane.